Molecule: messenger RNA, 3843 nt
Organism: Micropterus salmoides (largemouth bass)
Lineage: Eukaryota; Metazoa; Chordata; Actinopteri; Centrarchiformes; Centrarchidae
Gene: gabpb2a
Product: GA binding protein transcription factor subunit beta 2a
Exons: 8
Coding region: 140-1414 (424 amino acids)
Biological process (GO): positive regulation of transcription by RNA polymerase II
Cellular component (GO): nucleus
Molecular function (GO): protein binding; transcription cis-regulatory region binding
Source: RefSeq, a predicted model, not a curated record
GACCUGUUUGUGCUAAACGCAGAGAGAUAACAGCGCGAAGACGCCUCCGCACACCGCGGGGAUUUGUUCCGUUUAGCCGGCUAGCGUGCUAACAUUAGCAGCAGAGCUCCCCGGCUGGCUCCUCACAAACCUGGACACGAUGUCUCUGGUGGACCUGGGGAAGCGCCUGCUGGAGGCGGCUCGCAAAGGUCAAGACGACGAGGUCCGAAACCUGAUGGCCAACGGAGCGCCGUUCACCACCGACUGGCUGGGGACGUCCCCCCUCCACCUGGCCGCUCAGCACGGCCAUUACUCCACCGCCGACGUGCUGCUGAGAGCCGGCGUCAGCAGAGACGCACGCACCAAGGUGGACAGGACCCCGCUGCACAUGGCCGCCGCCGAGGGCCACACGGUCAUCGUGGAGCUGCUGGUCCGGAGCGGCGCAGACAUCAACGCCAAAGACAUGCUGAAGAUGACGGCUCUUCACUGGGCGGCGCAGCACGGGCACCACGGCGUCACUGAGACGCUCAUCAAACACGGGGCCGACGUGCACGCGCUCAGUAAGUUCGACAAGACGCCGUUCGACAUCGCCGUCGACAUCCAGAACACGGAGCUGAUGCUGCUGCUGCAGGAGGGCAUGCAGAACCAGGUGAACAUGAACCAGGUGAACAUUAACCAGGUGAGUAUGAACGUGGAGACCAGCACCACCACCAACCAGCCGCAGUUCAUCAUCCAGGGAAUACCAGCCAUCCAGGGGGGCGUGGUCAACCUGGCCGAGCUGCUCAACAAGGCCAACGCAGGUGACUCAGAAGAAGCGAUGGCCGCCAGCGCUCUGGACUCCAACAUCCAGCACGCCACUGUCGUCAACGAGGCGGGUCAGAGGGUCAUCACCAUAGUCACAGACCAGCACGGCAACCUGCAGACCACGGGGGGGAUGGCGCCGCCAUUCUUUGUCACCAUGCAGCACGGACAGCAGAUGUUGGCGGUGCCGGCCAACACGGUGACGGAGGAGGUGGUGACGGAGGAGCCUCAGCCUCCGCCCUCCAGGAAGAGGAAGCUGGAGGUGACCAACAAUCACAACGACACUGGAGAGACGGAGUUGUUGCAGAGGCAGCUGCUGGAAGCCAACAGGAAGGCACAGGAGUACCGGCAGCAGCUGAUGCGUAAGGAGCAGGAGGCCGAAGAGUACCGCAUCAAACUGGAGGCCAUGUCCCAAAGUCAGGCCAACAGCACCAACACAAACACCGCCGCCAACGCCGCCAGCCCCGAGGAGGUGGUGGGAGGGGAGGAGGAUGAGGAGGAGGCAGCGGCCGGCAUGGUGGAGGAGGAGGGCGAGAUGGUGGUGCUGCAGGAGGGAGGGAUCAUCAUGGAGGGGGAGGAGGGUCAGGUGACCCUGGUGGAGUCGGGGGGAGAGACGACGGAGGUCAGCUCCUAACAGAGAGGAGCGAGGGGGAGGAUACACACCGACGAAAAGACAGAUCAUAACCGGAGAAAUUUGGUUUGGCUCAUUAAUUUGCAUCCCUUUUAACAGAGUGUGAAGGAGAUAAGUCAUGGCAGGUUGGUUUCAAGUGGGCACCAUUUUGAAUCCCCAAAAGAAGAGGAGAAACAAAAUGGCUUCCCCCAAAAACAGCAGGAGGAGAGGGACGACUCAAAACAGACUAAAACAACAUGAUAGAGGAGUUAAGUCAUGUGCCAUCUUUAGGUCGCAUUUGUACUCUGACUGAAUGCCUACUUAAUCGGGAUGCAAAAUGGCUGCUGCAGAAUGGAAUGAAGCUGAACGGAUUAAAGAAAGACCAACUGAAGACAAAAAACGACCGCAGAGAGGAAAAAGAUAAAUCAACUCAGGAGGUCGGACGAUAACUCAUUAACUUUAUUUGUUGUAACAGCAAUCAGUGAUCCCAAACCAAUUUAAACAAACAACAUGGGGUUUGGGAAGACUGCCCUUCCUAUAUGCAGCCAUGUUUGUUAUCCUGAACAUUGCUUCAUUGCACCAUUUUACUUCCCCAUUCAACCUGGAGUGAGUACUGAAAGACAAGAUCACUAAACCUGAGGACACUCGUGAAGCAGGAAUUUAGAGUCAGUUCAGUUCGUCGGUUUAACAUUUCCCCGCUGUUUUUUUUCUUUUUUUUCUUUUUUUUUCUUUUUUUUUGAAAGCAGAUGGUUAGUACACCAUCUACACCCCAGUACACCCAUUUAAAUCUCUUUAUUUCUGUUAGGUUCAGUUUUUGUCGGUGGGUUGUUUUCAUUGGGCAAAUCCCUAAAUUAACACAUUUGAGGCCUUCAUAACUCUUAAAAUUAAACCUCUUUGAAACCCAGUUUCUUCAACCUUGCAAUAGCUUGCACCAUUUUGCUUCCCAAGACGAGUACAGACAAAAUAAGGCAACGACUGGAUGCUGUGGAAGUAAACAAGAAAGAUUUUUGGACACUAAAAUAACUCACUUAACGGCUUUCCUCGGUUCCUUGAUUGUGGUGUUAUAAUGCAUUUGUACUUUUGAACUCGUCGGAUGUCACUUCAUAAUGUUUUAAGAAAAAACUCGUAUGAUGUGAAGAACUGACCCAGUUCAAUCAUGAAAACCUUUCAUUUGCUCAGUAAUUAUGUUUAUUAUUAUUAUUUCAAACCAGCUUUGCUCCCAAAUUCAGGUGCUUAGAAGGCUUGUUGGGUCCAACAGGGCUGCGACCCGGGAUUAUUUUCAUCAUUAAUUAGUUGCCCAUUAAGCUCUUCAAAUGUUGAUAUUCAAAUUAAUUUCAUUAAAGAGUUUAACAUAAAACUGCAGAUAUUUACAUUUUAAAACCUGAGAAAUUUAAUAAACAGCUGAUCAAAUAUCAAAAUUACAAAUUUUUUUCCUAGUUAAUCAUCGUCUGCUGUGGAGCAGAGCUGAUUUAGACUUUCAAUUAUGCUUUGUAAUGUUUUACAUUCCUGUUGUCAGUUUUCUUUUCUUUAUUUUAUAACAGUCAGAUUAAAAUAAUAAUUUUUGGAUAGUUAUAGUGCGUUAAUGCAGUCGGUAACUGUUCCUGCUGGUGAGUUCAAGGACUCCUAACCCUACUGUGCAUUGUGUCCUGUGUCACUUCCAGCUUCCACAAAGCCCUGGAUUAACUAAUAACACCUUAGAUGAUAUUGUAUUUUAGCAUUUUAUAAAUUUACAAAAACCCACUGCCAUGCAGUCCUGGGACUUGUACAUGUCCGGAGUCACACGGCAGCUGCUGGCUUUGCCCAGGUGUUGAUCCGGCCUUGGAUGGUCCUCGGUAGAAUAAUGACACAGAUGAUCAGUUUGACAUCCUCGGGGUUGAAAUUGGAACAAAGGUGAGCGGCAUGAGAUCUCACCUGAACAGGAAACGCUCUCCAGUUGAAGUGAACGUAGCUCCAGAGUCUCCACACUGCAUUACUAUGAAACGGAAAGCUUUUCAAAUUCAGUACUUUAUCUUUGCAUUAUAAUUUAACCUUAUCCAAAAAAAUAAAUAAAAACCCAGCUGUGAUCUGUUGGACGUUUUGUAAAAUGCUCAGAAAGACAAACUUUAAAACGCUGGCCUGGUUCCGGGUUUUUAGUUGUCUUCCUGUCCUGGUUCAGCCCUGUUGGGUCUCACGGUGCAAAAGCAGUUAUUGAUUCCUACCUGUCAGCUGAUAGACCCACCUGUGCCCUCUCAGCAGCCCGCCGUGCCCUUCUGCCCUCUGAUCGGUGAUUCUGCAUCUUUUCAGUUGAGUAGGAUAGUUAUUUUUAUAAGCUCAGCGAAACCAACCUUUUUCUAUGUACAUAUAAAGUUGUAUUUUUUUAACUGUACCUGAAUGCUUCACAGUGAUGAUGAUGAUGAUGGCUGCCUACCUGCAUUGGUAAUCUGAAAUAUAAACACUUGUUUUUUUGACUAAGA